CGCCCUUGCCUUCGAAGAUGAGCGAAUUGCGGUCCUUCCAGAUAGUCUAACACACCCACGAGAUGAUAUUGUCGGAGAUUCCACUUGGCGGUAGGCAUAUGGCUGAUCGGAACCGGACCACUGCAGUUUUGAAAGUGUAUGUGACAGCUAUGUGCACUGUUUCUUUUAGCGGGAUUCUGCUCCAGAUCUUUUGUGCAAACGGACACAGGAAAAAGAUAUGGAUAGGAGAUUCAAUACUCUUGCACCGAGGGCAUUUGACUUCUAUGGUGACUCCUCUUCUUUGGAGAUUUUCUCCCAGUGGCAGGGCAUCUUGGAGAAUCGACCAAAGGAAAGCUUUCAUCUUGGGUGAACAGCAGAAUAUACUCCUGAAGGAAGCGGUUGCCAAACGUAGCUGUCCUCUACUCCUCUCUGGCUGGGUUUUAGGCAUUGAAUCUGAUCAGCGAAUCCAGGUCGGGAUUGCAGUGAGAACCGAAUUCAGCAUUGUCAGCUUUCCAGCUCUCGAGAGACAGCGGGAAGACCAGCUUACCGCUCUUUGACGGAUCCUAUCUACAAUGGAUGUAAACAGGUCUCGCUUCUUCCGUCCAAAGUGUUCUGGUACUCCAAGAUACUUUCCUUCUCCUCCCUCUUUAUGAAUUCCAAGAAUUGCUUUGGCUUCUUCCUUCAUCUCCACAGGAGUUUUCUUUGAGAAUGUAACCGCUGAUUUACUCUUGUUUAUUUGUUGGCCUGAUGCUUCUUCAUACAGUGUGAGAAUUC
Brassica oleracea var. oleracea is the source of this 753-nucleotide messenger RNA. RefSeq lists its product as uncharacterized. The coding region runs from base 63 to 536 and encodes 157 amino acids. Lineage: Eukaryota; Viridiplantae; Streptophyta; Magnoliopsida; Brassicales; Brassicaceae. The record is from RefSeq and is a predicted model, not a curated record. The transcript is spliced from 3 exons.